This is a messenger RNA of Rhinichthys klamathensis goyatoka, 3145 nucleotides long. RefSeq names its product lisH domain-containing protein ARMC9. NCBI's taxonomy places the organism in Eukaryota, Metazoa, Chordata, Actinopteri, Cypriniformes, Leuciscidae. Gene Ontology annotation, biological process: cilium assembly. The transcript has 25 exons. Gene Ontology annotation, molecular function: protein binding. Gene Ontology annotation, cellular component: ciliary tip; ciliary basal body; centriole. The coding region runs from base 14 to 2509 and encodes 831 amino acids. The record is from RefSeq and is a predicted model, not a curated record.
AGAUUGUGGAUCAAUGAGCUCCAGAAAAUCUGAAAAGAUGGGUGAGAAUCUGGCAAGUGAAAGUGAUCUCCUGUCGAUGAUCAAUGAGUAUCUGAAGUUUGGCGAAUUUGAUGAGACUGCGAGAGUGUUUGAAAAGGAAAUCAAACGCAAAGGAAAACCUGCCCUCAAAAGCUGCGGAGCGUCACGCCGAGACUCCAGAACCGCCAUCAUCCAUGAUGAUUGCCUCAGCUCAUUUAAUGAUGGAGACUAUAAGGUAUUCUCUGAGCUGUGGGCUAAACAUAUCCCUGCAGAGAUCCGGGAUCGUGAUCCAGCGGCACAGAAACUGGAGUUCUACUUACAAAUUCAUUUCACGAUAUACCCACUGAAAUCACCUGUAGGAAGUCACGAUAAAGGAGAGUUUGAGAGCAGGAUCACACAUUUUAAACAGUAUCUGGAGACCAGAGGGGCGGCGCUGAGCCAGACCACUGAGUUCCUGCCCUUCUACGCCCUGCCGUUUGUGCCCAAUCCCACGGUGCACCCGUCCUUCCAGGAGCUCUUCCAGGAUUCCUGGAUGCCAGAGUUGAGAGAAAGGCUGGAGAAGUUUCUUUCAGUGACUCUGAAAGCGUCAAACAAACCAAGGCUUUUGACUUUAUAUACCGAUGGUGGAAAAUGCAACAAAGAAGUGAUUCAGCAAAUGCAGCUCCAUGUGACCGAGGCAGAGAGGAGGGCCACCGUCUACAUGAGGAGAUUCGCUAAGCUGCAGGCCGACCAUCACAACCUCAUCGGCGUCACGGCCGAGCUGGUGGAUUCACUGGAGGCCACAGUCCGUGGGAAGAUGAUCUCCCCCGAGUACCUGCAGGGUGUGUGUAUGCAGCUCUUCAACAGUCACAUGAGACAGAGCGCUGCUCAGAGUGCAGACUUCACCAGACCCGGCACUGGAUAUUACUCUAUGAGCCCUUAUGAUGAUGGAUAUGCAUCCUCACUGCUGCGGGCAUCUGUCGCACCUCAGAGACCCAAAGACGUGCCGUUGCUGCCUUCGCUCGACUACGAGAAGCUGAAGAAAGACCUGGUGAACGGAUCAGAUCGACUGAAGGCUUUGCUGCUUCAAGCUUUGCGCUGGAGGUUGACUCGAUCUCUUCAUGGUGAGCAAAGAGACACAAUUCUACAGGCCUUCAUCAGCAAUGAUCUUCUGGAGCGGUACAGUACCAAACAGAAAACCGUUCUUCAUCUAAUAAAAUCCAAAAAUGAGAUUGUCAGACAGUAUAUGGCAAGACUCAUCAAUGCCUUUGCCUCAUUGUGUGAUGGGCGCAUGUAUCUGUCUCAGAUACCCUCUUUACUGAGGUUUCUGCUUGACUGUCUGAAGAAUGAAGAGAAAGAGUCUGUAACUCGAGAAAACGUGCUUGCAGCGCUGCAGAAACUCAGCCUCAGGCGAGCGCAACAGUCUGCUAUGAUCGGAGAUGGUCUGAUAGGCUGGUUGGUCAAAGAGCUCCACGACUCCGACUGUCUAUCCGACUACACACUUGAAUACGCCAUCUCCCUCCUCAUGAACCUCUGCCUGCGCACUCAAGGAAAGGAGAAGUGCGCGGAGGAGGCCAAGCACGUCCUGAAAGUGCUGACGGAGCUCUUGGGACAUGAGAACCAUGAGAUACGGUACUAUGUGAAUGGAGCUUUAUACAGCAUCCUGUCCAUGCCAGAGAUACGAGAGGAAGCGAAACAGAUGAGUUUGGAAGAGACCCUAUGCUGUUACAGUAAAGAAGAAAACCCUGAACUCAACAGACAAAUCGAAUUCAUCAUCAAACUGCUUAACUCGGCGGACAUUCCUGAGCAUGAACCUGAGUCGGGCGAUGAAGAGGAUGAUGACGACGACGACGAUGACGAGGAAGAUGUUAUGGAGGCAGACCUAGAUAAAGAGGAAGUCCUGCAGUCUCAGCCAAAAGAGCUCAGUGGAGAGUCUUUACUCACAACCGAGUAUCUUGGGAUAAUGACCAACAUGGUGAAGAUGAAGAGAAGAUCCUAUCCUGCAUCAUCUCACAGCAUAGACGAGCCCCUCCAGCGGCCGGUUACGCCCAGUUCUCACAAAAACUCCAUAGCUGGUGGGGACGGAGCGUACCCCGUUACCCGACUGAGAAGUGAAGAAAGCCCCGCCCACUCUCGCUUCAGUUCCCGCCCCCCCACUCGCACCGGCAGUCGGCCCAGCACUGCUGAAUCCAUGCACCAGACACUGGCCUCCGAUUCUGAAUGCUGGCGUUCCUCUGUGGAAUCGGGGCUCACGGGGUCCCCGGAGAGACGUGUGCCUCCACCAGGCCAGGACAACACCAACGGCCAAUCCCACAGUGGCCAGACCGUGGGCUUUGCAUGCCGGCCAAAGAUUCCUCGCACCCCUGACAGUGACGCAGGCAGCACUGGCAGGUCUCGCCUGGCCCCCCAGUUCUCCAACAGCGAGCCCCAGCAGAGCGCCAGCCGGCCCGGGUCCACGGGGGGCUCCGGGGGGCGGCCCAGCCAACUGAGCAGCCAGUUGAACAGAAAGUGAAAAGGGGAAGCUUUCAGCAGAAGCCUAUCGGCAGAGGAGCAUCCAGCUUCCUGUAACAGCAUCCAAAUUGCUUAUCAGGCCGUGGGCCUGUGGAACAAAGCUGAGGAUUGUGGCUCCUAAGGACCUUUCAGCCCCUGCCACAGAGCGCCUCUGUAACACAACACACUUCAGCAAUCAUCACAACAUGUACUUUCAUUAUCCCACAACCUUCCAAACGCCUGGUGCUCCACGCCGGCUUUGUUACUCGUGAACCUCGACCACCCUCUCUCAGAGGAAGCAGAUGUAUUUAAAAACAUAGAAGAAUGAAGGUGUUUUCGGUCAAUGUUGAUUGUGUUUUCUGUAUCGCACUCGUUUGUAUCGCAGCUCAUGUAACCUUGUUUCAGCUAGCUUGCAGAGUCGUAAAACUUUGAAUUCACUUGUAGUUUGUUUUGCAUGAUUGUGCUGUGUAAAAUAGACCUGAUGGAGGAAACUAACACAGGUAACUUUGAACAACCAGAUUGAUGUUUGGAUAUGUAUUUUGCCAUUUAAAAAUUUGCUUUGCGCUUUAAAGUGUUUUGAAGUCAUAGAUUGUGAAUAUUUUUUUACAUUAAAUAUAAUACAUUUUAUAUAAAAAGAAAAGUCCUUUUGUGUCAUAUU